Messenger RNA from Saccoglossus kowalevskii, 1283 nucleotides. RefSeq lists its product as uncharacterized. NCBI's taxonomy places the organism in Eukaryota, Metazoa, Hemichordata, Enteropneusta, Harrimaniidae. The record is from RefSeq and is a predicted model, not a curated record.
AUUCAGAAACGAAGUCCUCACGGUUGGAUCGGCAAACAUUACACCAGCUAACCAUCACGUACCAACGGGACUGGUAUUAGGUAGAGUGUUUAGCAUUAUUGAGCACCUUAUUGUGGCGCUGGGAAACGCUCAACUGUUUCUUAAGAAGCGAUUCUAAAUCUACUUUAACUCGGAACAGCGGAACUACUGGACCGUUUUAUUGUAAAGCAGACGGUCAACAAAUACGCCAUAUUUGUUUGUGCUGUCAUCUUUACCGCUGCCGCAUUUCAAAUAUCUCACGUAGCCCUGAACAUCAUGGAUAGAAACUCCUGGACGAUAUUUUGUCUUUUGCUGGCGGUUGUAGCGGAAGUAUCUACACAAUGGAAUACAACACAGUCAGAAACAACAUUUCCGAGAACAACGCCAUUAGAUUCAACAACAGAAGUAACGACAGCAUCACCAUCAACACAGAAAACACCACCACCAUCAACGACAAAAACAACAACAACACCAACAACACCAACGCCACCCAAAAAUACUUCACAUACAAAUGAGACAACAACAUUUGAGUCGUCUACUAUUGAAUAUUCAACCCUGAACACUACGCAACCAGAACAAUCAACUAAUGCUACCAAAGGCACACUGAAAACCACAGAAAGCACUGACUAUCAUAAUUCAACCGUCACCGAAGAAUAUCUAUCUACCACUAAACCGGCAUCGGACGAGAGUACUCCAUUCAAUGAGGACGAAGAUGGCGAAAUAGUUUCCAAGUAUUUUAUUGCUGCACUUGUUGGUGCAGUUGUGGUUGUUAUAAUUAUUGCUGUUAUUCUGAUUGUUCUCUCAAGAAAACGCCUUGUCAGCAGCCGAUUUCGACGUCUUAUCGACGAUAAUGAAACUUUAACAAGAAACAUGGAACAUUAUGAUUUCGCUGGCGAUUCGGAACCCGCAGAGAUAUCAAUUAAUAGCGGCGGUGAUGCCAGGGUCACUAUAAUGGACGACGAUGAUGUAGUCGGGCGAGUCAGGUUCGAUGUAAGCCAGCACAGAGAUCAUCGCGGCGAUGGACGCGGAGAGUCCAAUGCUUAGCAUGUGAUACCAGUGGAUGCGUUAUACAUGUUAUAAUAAACAAAGCGGAGUCGACAUGUUUCGACGUCUAUAACAACGCUGAUUUCUUUCUUUAUAAUAAAACAAUUGAAAAUGAUAAUAAUAAACCAAUCAUCCAACCAUCGAAUUAAUUAUCGUUAAAGGGAUGAAAACGCACAAGUAGUAAUAAAUGGGGUCCGCAAUGCUACACAGAUUUUCACCUG